AUGAGUCGGUCCUAUUGGCUUCCGCUCCGGGAAAAUGCACUGACUAAAGGAUUUUCUGCCAGCAAAAUUGUGUUCGCAUCUCUUUCUAUUUAUCUGCCCCGAGCUGCGACACGAGGUGCGCAGCUCACCGUCACGACGUCUUCUCCAAAGCGCCGCAAAGUUUCCCCAGAGCCUCGCACCAGUCCAGGCCCCCGGGCUCGACGUCACGGCCGCUCCGAACCUCCAUCCCGCUCUCGCCACCCUGCAUCUUCAAGCCGGAGUAGCUCGUCGCUUUCUCCGCCCAGAUACGUGCCCGCUCAUCUGCAGUUUCAGUCCGAAACUGUGCCUGGUGGCCGUUCGCCGACUCCCGCGACCGCGACCGCCGGACUCACCCUCUCAAGCGAGCAUUCCGACAUGCCCUCCGACACUCGAGAGGGAACCCCUCUGAACAUUGAUGGCCGCUCUCCUUCUCCCGGCGAAAAGCGCCCGGCAUCGGAAAUCACUGACUCCGACCCGGAAGGAGGCGUGAGCACGAAUCUUAGCAGCAAUGCGCGCGCCUCUGGGGACAAGGCUGGAGCAAGCGAUAACUCUGCGGCUGCCACCGCUUCGCAUGCGGAUACCGAUGCGUCAUCUGCGGCUCAGCAGUCCGGAUCGGAAUCAUUGGAAUCAGACAAGCCUACGAUCGACGAGCAGGUGGCGGAAGUGAAUGUGUUGAGAAACCAGCCGCUGAAGAAUGGUCAGCAGGGUUAUGUGGUUUCCAUGGCAUGGUUGAAGAAGGUGCUGGCCAGAACUACUGCCUUCGCAGGUCAGGUGGAUAAGGAAUCCCAGGAUGCUGAGCUUGGUCCUAUCGACAACGUGGAUAUUGUGCUUGACACGGACCCCGCCACUCCCAGCUUCAAGGAUGAGUCGGACGAGACAUUUGUGCCGAUGCGCCCUGGCUUGCAAGCCGACCAGGAUUUUGUGGUGGUUCCUCAGCAGGCUUGGGACCUGAUGCGUGGAUGGUAUGGCGUUGCCGACCAGUCGCCUAUCAUUGUUCGAUACGCCCACAACACGAACUCGCCCGGCGAGGACGAGACGAUUGAGUACGAGAUCAACCCUCCAAUCUUCACAAUCUUUAAAUUGUCCAACCCUUCUGCGGGAACUACUCCAACAACUCUGAAGGAAAAAGAUCUUCCGUCCGUCAAGAUCUUGGCUAGUCGCCAGUUGAAUUAUCGGAAAUGGCUAAUGGACGCAAAAGAGCAAGCUGGAAUCGAAUUGUCCACCAAGGUCCGAGUUUGGAAGAUCCUUCGUCUUCCUCAGAGCACAAAUGGUUCAACCGCUACGACCCCUGCUGUUUCCCGCAGUACUUCACCCGCUCCGGCCUUUGCAUUGGUCCCCAGCAAGUCCGACAAGCUUCUCAUGGAUUUGAAUGUUUUCCUUGGCCUCUCAGAGGGCAGCCAACGAGAAUUGCUUGAACAGGCGAAAGACCAGACCAACAACCCAAACUACAAUGGCCGCAUGAAUCUGGUUGUGGCUGGUCUCGGAAAUGCCGAUUGUCUUGUUCUGGAGGAGCAAAUUGGUGGGACGAGAGGUGGUGAAUGGGUGUCAGAGGCAUCUGCAAAGACCUUGAAGAACCUGGGCAUCCCAGUGAACCAGCCAAAAACGCUCACCAUCAAAAUUGCUGAGAACAGUCCACCAGCUAGUGCCACAAGUGGUAGGUCCACUCCCGCUGGGCCGGCCCCUAUUAAAGGAUUCAAUACUCGAGGCCGCAAGGGCCGAUCACACAGAGUUUUGGGACUGGAGAAUCUUGGAAACACCUGCUACCAGAAUUCAGCCUUGCAAUGUCUGCGAGCCGUGGAGGAAUUGACAUAUUAUUAUCUCAGUGGUGCAUACAAAGGCGAGUUGAAUCUUGGAAACCCUCUCGGCUACAAGGGUGCGAUUGCCAAAGGAUGGGCUACCUUGCUUGAUCAGUUGUACAACUCGGAGGGGGAGAGAUUCGCCAACCCCAAACGGUUCCGUCAUACAAUCGGUCGUUUCUACGAACCUUUUGCUGGCUGGGAACAGCAAGACAGUCAGGAGUUCGUUAUGUUCAUCCUUGAUGCACUCUCAGAGGACACGAACCGUAUUGCGAAGAAGCCAUACACGGAGAUUCCUGACUCUACCGAUGAGAUGGUCCACAACCGCAAGGCUCUAGAAGAAUUUGCGCUGCGAUCAUGGGACAUUUACAAAUCCCGUAAUGACUCGGUCAUCACCGAUCUCUUCGCUGGCAUGUACAAAUCAUCUGUGUGCUGCCCAGAUUGUGAGAAGACGAGCAUUAUCUUUGAUCCUUUCAGCACUCUCACACUCCCAAUUCCCGCUCCUCCGGCCGUCAUUACCAGAAAGGUGACUUUCAUCCCUUUCGAGGGUCACCCUGUUUGCCUGAGCGUUCAGCUGGAAGCAUCUCUCAGCUUGAGGGGCUGGAAGGAAUAUGUUGGCAAAUGGAUGGGUGUCAAUCCAGACCAAAUCGUUGCUGGCGAGGUCCACCACAGCUCGUUCUGGCAGUUAUUCCUCGAAGACGACGUUUCUUUCGGCUCUCUUCGCACGAAGCCUGACGACCAUAUCCUGUUUGCCGACGUUGGCCCUAUUGAUCAAGAAGGCAUUCUCCUUCCUGUCUUCCACCGCAAGAAUAAUUCUCGCAGUGCCAAGAACAAUUUCCGCGAUCUGUUCGGCCUUCCAUCAUUUAUCCACUUAUCUCAGGCGGAGUCUCAUGACUUUGAGGCAAUUUACCGCAAAAUUCUCCGCUCUGUAGCCAUCAUGACUACUCGUGACAUUCUAAAUGGGGACGAGCCCAGCAAGGAUGACCAAGUUACAGAUGACUCGGACACUGUUGUCACCACAGAAGAUGACUCUCAUUCAGCCGACUCUAAGAUCAAAACCUCGUCUGUGGAAGGUGAAGACAGUCUUGUGGACAUUUCCAUGCAAGACGCCCAGACUCCAAAGACCGGCGAUGAUACGGAAGACUCCGCUUCAGACUCCGAAUUUGCAGACUUGCCUGAGCAUCCCUUGGCAGGCAGAAUUUCUCGGGAGCUGCUGAGUCUUUUCGAGGCUAAGAUCCUGGUCACCAAAUCUCCUCUUCCCGAUGGCCGCAGUUUAGGCCAAAUCAGAAACAAAGAAUUGCCGUUGAUUUCCUCUCGUAUCCCAACUGACCAGGUUUCGAAGAAGGGCUCUGAUUCUGCGUCCCAUGUUUCUGCUGAAGACAACAGUGAUGAUUACAGUGAUACCGAUGGGUCGAAUGCGGAGACCACAAAGGAGGACUCGAUUCUUCGCCAAGGCGAUGGCGUCGUCUUGGAUUGGACACAUGAAGGCUUCGAUGCGCUCUUCGGCGGCAAUCAGCGCGAUAAUGAGCCUCAAGGCCAGCCUUCUUACAACAACCUCAAAGUUCUCACGGAUCCUGAGGCCAUCGCCAAGCGCCAACAGCAAGUGAAGGCUAAGGCUGCUGGUGUCACUCUCGAUCAAUGUCUGGAUGAAUUCAGCAAAGAGGAAGUUCUUUCCAAGGGAGAUGCUUGGUACUGCCCUCGUUGCAAGAAACACGUGCAGGCUCACAAGAAGUUCCAGCUUUGGAAGGCCCCUGACAUUCUGGUCAUUCAGCUCAAGCGCUUUACCCAGGCCCGUAGCUUCCGAAGCAAGCUUGAUACUCUGGUCAAAUUUCCCCUUGAGAACCUGGACUUGAACGGUCGAGUGGAGGGUCCCGAGGAUGGCAAGAGUCUGGAGUACGAUCUCUUCGCCAUCGACAACCACCUCGGUGGCCUGGGUGGUGGCCAUUACACUGCUUACAUCAAGGAUUUCUUGAGCGGUGAAUGGAACCAUUGCAACGAUACCCACGUUCGCCCCGUCACACAACUUUCAUCUAUGAUUUCCUCUAAUGCCUAUCUCCUAUUCUACCGUCGUCGUUCCACUCGCCCACUGGGAAACCAGGAACUGCAGAAACUGGUGGAAUCCUACAAGAAUCCUGCGGCUGAUGCUGGCGAUUCUUCUGUCUCCCAGUCACCUUCGGGGGACGGUCUCGGCGCCUCCUCCCGCAAUGGCUCUUCGAGCGCCUUAGCCGCAGCCGGAGCAACUCCCCAACCAGGAAACGGUGGUUUGCGCGCCAACAAUGUGGGGACGGAGGAGAAUGAUGAUGAUGAAUACUCUACAGACGAUGACAGUGAUACUGGCUUCGAAAAUGGCGAAUCCGAAGGUAUGACUCUCACCAACAACGAAGAUGAGUCCGAUCACGAGGACGAGGGACUCCCAUCCCAGGACCCAUUCAGCAUCUUCAAGGAGCCUUCCUGGUCCUUCGAUCAAGUGACCGAAGCUCACGACAUGCCACAGAUGACUCCACUUAAUGUCUCUCAUGACGACGAUGGGCUUUUCAAUGACAACGACAGCACCGUUGCAGUCGGUGACGAAAUGGACGUGGACACUCGCCUCCACGACCCUGAUGAAUCUACUCCCGCUGGUCCCACUCCCAAGACCGGUGCCUCUUUCGAGGAUGUUUCCAACAUGAUGAUGGAAGACGAGUCCUCAGACGAACUCCCAGUUGUGGAGUUGCGUGUGGGCGACGAGGACAAGAUGAUUUCGGAUUAA
Messenger RNA from Penicillium antarcticum, 4563 nucleotides. Its product is annotated as putative ubiquitin-specific protease UBP12. The transcript has 6 exons. Bases 1 to 4563 code for a protein of 1520 amino acids. Lineage: Eukaryota; Fungi; Ascomycota; Eurotiomycetes; Eurotiales; Aspergillaceae. Gene Ontology annotation, molecular function: cysteine-type deubiquitinase activity. Gene Ontology annotation, biological process: protein deubiquitination. The record is from RefSeq and is a predicted model, not a curated record.